Molecule: messenger RNA, 2352 nt
Organism: Babesia ovata
Lineage: Eukaryota; Apicomplexa; Aconoidasida; Piroplasmida; Babesiidae
Product: Cullin family protein
Exons: 6
Coding region: 1-2352 (783 amino acids)
Biological process (GO): protein ubiquitination; ubiquitin-dependent protein catabolic process
Cellular component (GO): cullin-RING ubiquitin ligase complex
Molecular function (GO): ubiquitin protein ligase binding
Source: RefSeq, a predicted model, not a curated record
AUGGAGCUGAAGAGAGCGAAGCCAAGGCUCCAGGUCGAUUUCCGAGUACCCGUAGAGGUGCCUCCGGACAGCGACAGCUGCAUGGGCCACUACCUGGACCAGCUGAAGGGGUUCACCAAGGCUGUCCUUCUUGGCAGCUCUGGGCUGGUGUACAACAAAACCCUCAUCAUGGAGUACGUACGCGAAAUGGUGUCGAGGAGGCGAUCGCAUGAGCUCAGCACGCAAUUGGAUGCCCAUCUCAAGGAAACCAUCGAAUCGAUGCUAGCUGAUAUAGACCGUGAGAUAGACAGCAGGUCGCCCGAAAAUGAAGAUAACGAUUACCGGAACAAAAGGGUGUUCGAACGCAUGGAGAUGUGCUGGUGCCAUCUCAGGGGGGCGCUGAGUGAACUGAUACAGGUCUGCUCGCAGCUGGAAUCUCCUGCCACCAGUGGUGGCUUCUCAAUAUGGGCCGCCGCCAUGAACUACUUCAAGAAUUACCUGGAGACCAGGCAGAAAAUGAAGGACAGGUUAAUGAUCGCAGUGCUUGACAGAAUAGCGGACUACCGGAGGGGAAGUGAAGUCAUAUUUUGCCAAAUCCGGAACAUCAUAGAGAUGUUUACCUUCGUGCAUAUAUACGACAAAUUCGAAGAGAGGCUGUUGGCAGAGACGCGCAGCUACUACCACCAGCGGGCGGCAGAGGUGCUAUCGCAAAACCAGAUCACUCAGGCCUACUACGUCUUCAAGGAUAUGAUUCAACACGAGGAGGACUGCUGCAAGAAAUAUCUCAUCAAAAAGAGCGUGCAGAAUGUCAUAGACGUGGUGCGGGUACAGAUACUGUUCCUGAACGCGCAAACACUAAUGAACCGGGAGGAGCUGAAGAAGAUCAUAAGGCAGAAGGACGUCCAGUCGAUGACAGUGCUACUUUCGAUAUAUGAAAACACGGAGUGGAAGGCGAUGCUGCAGGACGCCAUUUUCGAGGCGUCGCAGAGCAUCGGAGAGGAUAUAGCGACAGGCCUGCUGGAGGCCUCGAAAACAAUGUCUCUGGCCAAGUCGCCACAGAUUUGCCACACUUUCAUCAUGGACCUGUAUAACUUCAAGUCGUGCUUCGAUGAUACGGUGAAGGGCACCCUACCGGCUAAUGUGGACCUUAAGGCGAAGGAGCAAACCCUGUGGAACAAAGUCAUCAACGCAAACGAACACGUCAUGGAGGCGGUGACGAUAGCUUUGGCCUCAUACGCAGACGGUGCGCCGCACGACAUCCCUGCAGGUGUUUUCAUGGAGGACCCACGCGGCAUCAAGUUCUUCAUGCACAUCUUCAGGGCCCUCACGAAAAAAGUUAACUUCGAGGUAUACUUCAGGGGCAUGCUCACAAGCAGGCUGCUGUACGAGCACAACAUAAACGAGGUACAUGCAGCCGUUGUGGCAAACCUCAAGGAGGAGUGCGGCACUGCAUACGUCGCCAAGCUGGACGCGCUCAUCAACGACCACAGCAGCUCAUGCAAGAUCGCCGCGGAAUUUAGCACUGCCAAUAAAGAGGCGCUGGCGACGUUUACUGGCAACGCCUUCCCAUUCUCAACGCUCGUAGUGUCCAAGGACACCUGCGUAAGGAACCCGCCCAUGGAGACGCAACCGGCAGACGACGCGUUCCUGGAUUGCGAGAUCGAUGGCGCACAGCCGCAGGCUGCGCCACUCGAUGUUAAAAUGGAUCCCUGCCUGCAGGUGGCGAAACAGCUGCACAAGGAAUUCGCCAGCUUCUACACGGGUCGGUACAAAAACAGAACCGUCGAGUACCUCCCGGAAUACGGGUCUGCUACGCUGGAAAUGGAGUUUAAUGGGGCAAAAUACGACCUCAAGCUUUCCAUCUACCAGGCAUACUGUCUGCUAGCACUCAACCAAAUGGACGUGGUAUCGCUGGCAGCGCUGCGAGAGCUUAUAGGCCAGGAGUACAAUGAGCAGAUGAUGCGCGAACAUCUAGCCGUGCUCAACAAUUCGUCUAACCCACUGGUGGUCUUCCAACUUCCAGGGAUCACCUUCGCAACCUGCACGGAAGGUGACCGCUUCGGGCUCAACCCGGCGUUCGUGCCCACCGCAAAGGUCUUGGACCUCCAGCACAAAGACCAAAUGUUCGACGAGGGCAACCAGGCGGAAUCCACCCACAAUUCCAUCGAGGACAUGACCCCCGCCAUGGAGGCCACCAUUGUGCGCCACCUAAAAAUCAACCUCGAGGACUCGGCCUCGAACGUCUUCAAGGUGUGCGCAUCCAAGCACCCCAACAUCGACCGGUUCUACUUCAACAAGGUCGUGGACUCGCUUACGGAACGGGACUUCCUCAAGUUCGAGCCGCAGCAGGACAAGUUGAAAUACGUACCGUGA